Andrographis paniculata is the source of this 3099-nucleotide messenger RNA. RefSeq names its product protein CLMP1. Gene Ontology annotation, molecular function: protein binding. The record is from RefSeq and is a predicted model, not a curated record. The transcript is spliced from 2 exons. The coding region runs from base 322 to 2658 and encodes 778 amino acids. Lineage: Eukaryota; Viridiplantae; Streptophyta; Magnoliopsida; Lamiales; Acanthaceae.
GGUAACGGUGAUGCAAUAAGCCACAUCCUAAUCGUACGGUUGGAUGGCCAGAGAAAAGGAGUGGGGACAGAGACGACGACGGAUAUCGAUAUUCAUCUUAACUAUAAAACCUUAUUAAAUUCUACAUUCCUAGGGUUUCUUCGGGCUUCGACGAGUUCCUAAAACCCUCAUCUCCCACCUGCACACACACUCAACAAGCUACCAUUUCCUGCAGCUGUGUUUCCCGGGUUUUGUCUUAAGAAGAAGCGCGCCUCUUUCUACUAAGAGCUUGGGUUUGAUCUCUGGUGAGAUUUGAAUCCUGGGAGUGUUUGAAGGAAUUUUAUGGGGAAGUCUGGGGGUAGGAAAAAGAAGAGUGGUGGUAGUCAAAACCAGAGCCAAAGCCAAGUGAGCAAUGGAGAGAACCCGUCGCAACCUGUCGUUAAUGGCGGUGUUAAUUUGGACUCUGCGGUUUUCAUGAAAAGAGCCCAUGAGCUAAAGGAAGAGGGUAACAGGAGGUUUCAGGGCAAAGAUUAUUUGGGUGCUCUUCAACACUAUGAGAAUGCACUGAAGCUUAUCCCAAAAGUGCAUCCGGAUCGAGCUGUGUUUCAUAGCAAUAGGGCGGCCUGUUUGAUGCAAAUGAAGCCGAUAGAUUAUGAAGCUGUGAUAUCGGAGUGUAGUCUGGCACUUCAGGUGCAGCCACAGUUUGCUCGGGCCCUACUUCGGAGGGCUCGGGCAUUUGAGGCUGUAGGGAAGUAUGAAAUGGCUAUGCAAGAUGUGGAGGCACUGUUGGUUGCUGAUCCUAAUUAUGGAGAUGCUUUGGAGAUUGCUGGACGACUGAGAACUGCACUAGGCCCUCGUCAAGAGGCUCAACAGGACCUUCAAAGCCGCCCAUCACCAGCAGCCCUUGGAGCAUCUGCUGUCCGUGGGGCACCCAUAGGUGGCCUUGGACCGUGCUUGCCGGCGCGACCGGUAUCUAAGAAGCCAGCGGCAUCCUUAAUGGGAGCAACUGCAAGUGUUCCAGCUGCUAAGGCAGAUAAGCUUUACCCAAUUCCGCCUGUUGAAAAUGGUCCUGAGGUGAAAAACCAGUUCCCAAAAGUUGUUUUGAAGCCCUCCAAUGGUUCUUCACGACCUAGCCCUAAUGCUAGCAAGGAUCACCAGAAGCAGCAGACGUAUUUGGCAUCGGGUGGGGUUCCACUUCAUGGGCAAUCCAAAGCAAUUGCAAUCCAAUGCAGACCACUGAAGCUUGUUUAUGGGCAUGACAUCAGGCUUGCACAAAUGCCUGCCAAUUGUAGUUUGAAAGUUUUGAGAGAUAUUGUAAGUAAACGUUUGCAAAUGUCUAAAUCAGUGCUCAUCAAAUACAAGGAUGCUGAUGGUGACUUGGUGACUAUAACAUGUUCCGCCGAACUUAGACUGGCAGAGAUCUUUGUUGACAACCUUAAUCCAAGAGACCCUGAUUCUAGUAAAGGAGACUCCCUUAGUAUGUUGAGAUUGCACAUAGUUGAAGUGAGCCCUGAACAAGAGCCACCAUUACUGGAUGAUGAAGAGGAGGAGGAGGAGCAACCUCUUGAGACUGAAGUGCCUAAAGGAGAUGGCACUGUUUUAUCAUCUUCAGUUAUGGAUUCUUCAAUUGAAGCUGCGGAUUCAGAGACUGGUAAAACUGAGAAAAGUGAACAGAAUGAGAAGAAGGGAUCAACAGAAGAUCCAGAAUGUAAAGAGGUUGAGAUGGAUGAUUGGUUAUUUGAGUUUGCUCAAUUGUUCAGGACUCAUGUCGGGAUCGAUCCAGAUGCUCAUAUUGAUCUUCAUGAGCUUGGAAUGGAGAUGUGUUCAGAGGCACUUGAGGAAACAGUAACUAGUGAAGAUGCUCAGGUCCUUUUUGACAAGGCUGCCCUGAAGUUUCAAGAGGUUGCUGCCCUGGCUUUCUUCAACUGGGGAAACGUAUAUAUGUGUGCAGCAAGGAAAAAAAUUCCACUCGAUGACUCAUCUUCUAAAGAAUUGGUGAGUGCGCAGCUUCAAAAUGCUUACGAUUGGGUGAGGGAGAAGUACUCUCUUGCUAAAGGGAAGUAUGAGGAGGCUUUAUCGAUCAAACCUGACUUCUAUGAAGGAUUGUUGGCUCUAGGACAGCAGCAAUUUGAAAUGGCAAAGCUACAUUGGUCAUUUGUGCUGGCCAAGAAAGACGAAGUAUCAAAAUGGGAUCCAACUGAGACAUUUGGUCUUUUUGACAGUGCACAAGAGAAAAUGAAAUCAGCAACUGAGAUGUGGGAGAAGCUGGAGGAGCAGAGAGCUUCUGAGUUGAAAGAUGGAAACACGAGCAAGAAGGAUGAACUACCAAAUAGAAGGAAGAAGCAGGGUAGCAGCGUGCAGGGUGAUUCCUCUGGUGUAGGAAAUCAAGUGGAGAUUUCGCCUGAGGAAGCAGCAGAGCAAGCUGCUGUUAUGAGAUCUCAAAUUCAUCUAUUUUGGGGCAACAUGCUUUUUGAGAGAUCUCAAAUCGAAUGUAAAUUGGGUUUGCCUGGUUGGAAGAACAACCUGGAUGUUGCAGUGGAGCGUUUUAAACUUGCUGGAGCUUCUGAAGCCGAUAUAGCAACUGUUCUGAAAAAUCACUGUUCUAAUGAAGAAGCUGCAGAAGAAAAAACAAAGGUCAACAACCCAACCCCUGAUGUGGCUGAAAAAGUCAAUGUCUGAAAAUUUGGUAUUGACCCAGAGUUAAAGAUUCAUGGCAUUCACUUCUACAAUGUGUUUUGCAUUGGGAUUGGAGUCAAAAGGAGAUUAGUGCUUCAUCUUCGGCGUUAAAAGCUGCUUUCCUCUUUUGCCUCAGGGGCAAUAUUGCCUACUUUGCCCAUCAAGUCUUAAGUCCCUGUGCUUGGAAAUGUUUCCAAGAUUUCCUUGUAGCUACUGGACGUGCCGGGUGACAUUGAUUUUUGCAGUGAUUCUGAUGAAAGUUUAUCUUGCUUUGCAGUUUUUGCCAUAAUUAUAUCAUUAAUUGCUUCGGAACUAAUUCCUAGUUUCUUUCUUUGUUUGUUUUUUAUUUCCCUUUUCGUCACUCAAUAGGGUAGCAUUAUAAAUGAUUACUGUGAUCUUCUUAUCUUAAUUAUGCCAUAAUCUGAUUUUACUCAGUUUUCUUUA